ACCAGCAGAUACACAGUCCAUCGUCGUCGAAGGCCGAUGAUGAUUGAUGAAUCUACUUGCGCUGCAAGUUAGCUCUCCUUUUUGAACUCGAAGCGGUCGGGAACGGUGGUGGUGUUCGCAGUAGGAAACGCAGAGAUGUCAUCCACUACUAGCAUGCUUAGCAAAGACGAGGUUGCUUCAAUGAGAAUCAACUACAAGUCCCAUGGUUUGAAGCUGGAAGAAUUUGACAAGAAGGAGCCAUUGGCAAUGUUUGAUGCUUGGUUCAAAAUGGCAAAAGAAUGUCCACUUAUCGGAGACGCAAGUUGCAUGUCUUUGGCUACUGUUUCAGAGGACUGCAAGCCUUCUGUUUGUGUCAUCUUACUAAAAGGAUAUGAUAAAACUGGAUUUCGAUUUUUCACUCAUUACAGUAGCCGGAAAGGAAAGGAAAUGGAGAAGAACCCAAAUGUUGCUGUCAUGUUUUAUUGGGAGCCGUUGGAGCGUCAGGUGAGAAUCGAGGGCAAAGUGCAGAAAAUGUCUGAGAGUGAAUCUGGGAAAUAUUUCCAUAUGAGACCAAGAUUUAUGCAACUUUAUGCAUUGGCCAGCAAUCAAAGCUGUGUUAUUGAGAGCAAAGAGGCACUUGAAAAUCGAUAUGCAGAUCUCGAGAAAAAGUACGAGGGUGUUGAAAUACCAAAGCCUGACUGUUGGGGUGGCUAUCAGCUGAUUCCUGAAACAUUUGAGUUUUGGUGCGGUGGAAAGGGACGCAUGCAUGACAGGGUGGUAUUUCGAAGGCCUGGCCCAGCCGAUGCUCAAGGCAAAAACCCUUUUGCAAAAAUUGGAGACGAUGGAUGGGUGUAUGAGUUCUUGUCCCCUUAGGUAGGCUUUAUUUUGAAUAGAGCUCAAGAGUUGUGUAUUCACGUAGAGUUGUAGUUUGCAAUUUCAUUGAAUUUGAACAUGCGGGUAAAGUUUCUUAUUUUUAAAUUACCUGAAAAUCAUUAUUACUUUUAUGUUUAAGCAUAAUAAAAUGACAUGUGUCACUUUUUGUAGCACUGGUGCAAAUAAACACGGGCAAUAAUUUAAUACAGUCAACUCUGUCUAAUUUCAAACUCGUGUAAUCUGAACUUUCUAUAACUUGAACAAGAUUCUCAGGUUCCAAAAAUUUUGCUCUGAUAAAUUUCCUUUUCCGUCGUUGGCUUUAACAUCCUUCACCAAGAUCUUAACCAGAUAAAUGGCAAAUAAAGCUUUAUUGAGGUUCCACUGUGAUUUCAAAUAUGUGAUGUUUCAUUUUUGGAUUAAUCGAAUCUGUCCCAUAUUUUCAGUCACUGGUGUUUUGAGCAAAUGAUUUGAUGAAUCAAUCACAUAAAUCUAACCCUAACAAGAAUUAGGUAACUUGGUACCUUUAUUGAGUUUAAAACCCAUAAUUAAAACAACGCACAGUUUGCCAGUAUCGGCUUCAUUCGAGUUAUUAAAGCCCUUUUCUUGGAAUCAAAUAUUUAUUAAUUGACAGAUAUCUUCCAGUUACGGAAAUCCCCUUUGAAUCAAUAAAAACGUCUUUACAUAUUUAAUGCCUUGUGGAAACAGCCUUGAGACAAUCGACUGUAAUUCGGUAUAUCCAAGCUUACUUUUGUUUUUAUUAUAAUGGACAUUAAUUGAUUUAUUGACAGAAGCUCAAACCACCUUAGUAUCUGUCGAUUGUCGAUUUCCAAAAUUGCGUUUUUUUGUAUUUAGCAAGCAUUUGCAGUACACACUUUUUUAUAAGAAUAUAGUCUAUAAGAGUAUUAAAGCUCAAAAUUGUUGAUAUUUAAGAGUAAUUUCAAAAAAACAUUUUUUGUUUAUUUGCAUUUUUUUGGAAAGCAAAACAAAUGCAAGUUUCACGCUAUAUGUUUUAAAAAAGAUGUAUGCGGCCUUGGAAUCAUCAACUCUGUAAUGUUACUCAUUUACGCCUUGUGUCACUAAAGAAUAGUUUAAGAAUAAUCUUAGGCUCGAAAUAAAAAAAGAUUUAAGAAUAUUGAGGCUAAGCAAAAAAUUAGGUAUUCUUAUGAAGGAAGUGUGCACAUACUGUUAAUAUAGAACCUCUGAUAUAACGAACUUCCCGGUAUAACGAACUUAAUGUUUGGUCCCUUGGAUUCUGCCUAACAAACUCCUUACAAAUUCUCUCGCUAUAACGAACACCUGAUAUAACGAACUCUCGUUAUUACGAACCAAUUUUUCGAUCCCUUCAUCAUAAUUACCCUCGAUAUAA
Messenger RNA from Rhopilema esculentum, 2218 nucleotides. The record is from RefSeq and is a predicted model, not a curated record. Lineage: Eukaryota; Metazoa; Cnidaria; Scyphozoa; Rhizostomeae; Rhizostomatidae.